AUGGACGCGCUGUUGCGGGGGUUGGGGAGACGGCAGGGUGCGAUCGAUGGGGGAGGAGAUCGCAGACCGACUGAGAAUGUCUGGAGAGCUAACUUGAGGACUACUAAGUUCGGCGAUCUUGUCGUGGAAUGGAACAAUGCGGACCCUACCUCCAUUCAGCGGGCGAAGGAGCGGGUACUUUCACAUAUCCUAACAUUCGAGCUAUCCGUGGAUGGAGGCGAAACAGAAAGACAAGCUGCAGAGAAAGACGAAGAUACGAUGGAGUUGUCUGACUCACUCGACAUUCUGUUGCCUGAUGUCUUCCACAUUGAUCUUGAACGGUUGCAGUCCAAUGAGAAACUGCAGGCAAACUCCUUUCCCUUCCCUUUCAACCUCCUGAGCAACCUCAAGUCUGUCAAGUUCCUGAGCGAGGAGAUGAUCGAUGAGACCAUACUAGAAGCAUUCUCGCGCGUAUGCCUGGAUGUUUUGGAUCUCUCUGGACAACGGCUAAAGCAGGUCGGCGUCGACGACAUGCUAGUGAACGGGUUCAAGAACUUGACGAGGGUUCGACUGAGACGGAACAACCUCACACAACUGCCAGUCAGCGCGAUUUGUAACCUUCCACUAUUGACGGAGCUCGAUGUGAGCGAGAAUCGGCUCACUGAAGCUCCCUCCAACCUCCUCCAGCUCUUGCCCAGGCUUGAGAUCCUCAACCUGGAGAGCAACAAGCUAACGGUCCCAUCUUUUGAUUUCCGUGACGCUGUCCUGCGGUCUCUCCUGCUGGGGAUCAACAAUCUAGAGUAUCUCCCCACCCUCGCUCCUCUGUCCUGCUUGGUCGAGUUGUCCCUUUGCACCAUUCGAGUUUCCCAAAAGGACGCGAGGAGACCAGCUCGAGAGACCUUCGAUACGUUGAGUAUCACAGCUGAGGUCGUGCUGAAGGGAACAACAUGGACGUCCAUCCUGCCAUGGAGCCAGGAGGCUGAGAAGCAGAUCAAGUCAGCUCUCCUUCUGCUCCUACGAUCCAGCGCGAGCUUCCAUCCUCUCCUCUCCUCCUUCCUUGCGCUUCUGGCCAACGAUGAGAAGAGAGUAGCUGGAGCUGGAACAACAAGGGGGGGAGGUCUCAAGAACAUCAUCGCCAUGUGUCAAGCGCCAGAACCGGUCUGUCUCGACGCUCUCGUCGCCAUCGCUCGCUUCGGAGAUAAACGGGAGGAUCUCGCGCAGGAGCUCAUCGAGCUCGGAACCAUCAAUCACUUGCUUGAGUUCGUCCAACCAUCGGGCUCGAGCAUGUGUCUGUAUGCCCUUCAAGCUCUUCGCUCACUUGCAGCCGUCGGAGAUGCUACUUCCCAGCAAAUCCUGCUUGGCUCGCAUUCGAGGAAAGACCAAUAUUCUUUCUUCAUGAGGACUGUGACUGCCCUGCUCACAUCCUCCUCUUCUUCUCCCUCUGCCAUCCGCCCUCCACCGCUCUCUGUUGCUGGUUCAUCAGGAAACGCUGAGAACGAGAAGAGUGAGAUGAUAGAAAUCUGUAAGGCAUGCGCGCUGCUGCUUGUCGGCGACCUGGCGUUCUCAGAGCGAUGCAGAGGAAGGCUUUUGCAGGACGACGUCUUGCUCCAACACCUCAGAAUGCUUGCAGAGGAGGACGAAGACGAGGACGAGGACGAGGACGAGGACGAAGGGGACAAUCAGGAGGGGGGAAGGAAAAGCCUUGCAACGCAUGUCGCAGCACAUGGCAGGGCUGAAUGCACUACUGGGGUCGAAGGAGAGAAACUGGGCUGGUGGGAGAAGUGGAGCGUGAGAGGAGGAGCACGACGGGCGCUUGCCAUUCUCGGGCAGAUUGACGUGCUAAGGGCAGCACAGAAGCUGAGCAUGGUACACCAGAGAGGAGUUCGUAUCCUUGCCAUCGACGGGGGAGGAGUGAAAGGGAUCGCUGCGAUCCGCCUUCUCGCUGAGAUCGAGGCUCGCUGCCAGUCUCCUCUCUACAAGUUGUUCGACUUGGUAGCAGGGACUAGCGCGGGAGGGAUCAUCGCAGCCGCUGUGAGCAACAAGUUCAGUAUGGUCGAGUGCGAGAAGCUCUACAACAACUUCGUUCGCAAGGCUUUCUCGGUGGUGAUGGAGGGUCAGGCCAGCAGCCCGAUGGGCGAGGAGGAGGGCAGCGAACCAGGAGCCUCCUCCUUCUCUGCAGCAGCCGCUUCCUCGUCAUGGUGGCAGAAACUCAUGCAGUCCGGCUCCUCUUUCAAGAGAUUCGUGGUGACCGGGGCCAAGUACGAUUCUACCCCCUUCAUGCAGGGCCUGCGGGAGGGGUUUGGCGAGGUAGCAGAUCAAAGCAUGAUCACCUCCUCCAUCAUGCCCGAGGUCCCAUGCACAGCCAUCGUCUCCUCGCAGUGCUCCGUCCGCCCCCUCCGCCCCUUCGUCUUCCGCUCCUACCAGCACCCUCCUGGCGUCAGGGCUAGGUUUGCCGGUAAGUGCCAGCACACUUGGCUGGAGGCGAUGCGGGCAACGUCGGCUGCUCCUCUCUUCUUCGAGGAGUUCUCGUGUGGGGGGGAGAGGUUCCAGGACGGAGCUGUCUGCUCCAACAAUCCCAGCGUGGUGGCGCUGAGCGAGGCGCAGAGGAUAUGGCCUGGGAGGAGGAUCGACACAGUGAUCUCGGUGGGGACGGGUUUGGCGCCUACGGAGAGGAGGGAGCUGAAGCGUUCAGGAGGGCUAGGGCUGAUCGAUACCUUCGGAGAGUUCAUGGUGGAAGCGGCGAUCAGCACUGAGAGAGUGGCAGAAGCAAUGGAGACUUUCGCUCCCUUGCUCCCUCAGACCUCAUUCUUCCGCCUGCAGGUGGAAGACAAGAGUUGCUCGGUGGACAUCGACGAUACCUCGGCCGAAGUUCGGCAGGGCAUCUGCGCCGCAGUGGAAGAGUAUGUCAGGAGGAACGAGUCUGUGUUCCAAGACAUUUGCAAAGUUCUACAGAGCGAUCCUCCCUUUCCUUCGCCUGUACCUCCUCUCGGUGGUGAUGAUAACCCUACUGCUCCUCUCCCUCCUCCUACCGUGGGUGCCGGGGGAAGAAGCAAAGUUGGGCUCGGAGCGAAGAUCAAGGUUGUCCUGAUCGACUGCCAGACAAGUAAGCAGGAGGACAGGCUGCUGCAGCUGCUUCAGAGCUUGCAGUCGCUGGACAUGCAGGUGGAAUACCGGGGGCUUUCUUCCCUGGCAGAUGAUUCUUCUUCUUCCAACGACCUCCUCUCCUCCUCUUCUUGCUCCUCCUCCCACAACGCUCCUCCCUGCGUUCUGCACUUUGCUUGCAAGAUGUCAGAGCACACAGGAAGUCUCCUGCACGGGAAGGAGAAGAGGCCGGUGGUGAUUCCUCUUGAUCAGAUGCAGUCACUCCUGCAAGGUGUCUUCCAAGGCGAAGACAAGAGCAGGUCCAAGGUCCAGCCUAUCACUCCUCCCCUCCCUCCUCUCUCCUCCGAGGAUUCCUCUCUCCCUCCCUCCCGAGCUUGCAAGUCCCUGCCCACGAGCCCCUCGUGCGACAGCGGCAGGCUUGCAUCCUUCUUCCCCUCGCAGAGGAGUAGAGGUUGGAGUAGGAACGGUCACUCCACUCCUUCCUCGCGCCUCGAUCAAGCGGCCAAGGAGCGCAUCCUGCACCACGUCACCUCCAAGCGGUGA
Molecule: messenger RNA, 3624 nt
Organism: Guillardia theta CCMP2712
Lineage: Eukaryota; Cryptophyceae; Pyrenomonadales; Geminigeraceae
Exons: 8
Coding region: 1-3624 (1207 amino acids)
Biological process (GO): fatty acid metabolic process
Cellular component (GO): membrane
Molecular function (GO): protein binding; glycerophospholipase activity
Source: RefSeq, a predicted model, not a curated record